GCCCCUCCCGACAGUUCGCCAGCUGCCAGCCCCGGGAACUUUUCAUCUCUUCCCUUUUGGCUGGAGGAGCCGAGUUCAGAUCCGCCACUCGGCACCCGAGACUGACACACUGAACUCCAUUUCCUCCUCUUAAAUUUAUUUCUGCUUAAUAGCCACUAGACUCUUUUUUUCCCUCAUCUCGUCGCUCCAAGAAAACUUUUUCUUACUCCGUAAAGUCAGGGUUCCAUUGCCCACCCCAUAUUAAUAUUUCCACUUUUGGAACAACUUGCAUUUUCUUUUUUUAAAGGAAUUCAGGCAAGAUACAUUUUUCUACUCAGCAUUGACUCGAUUGUUUGCAAAAGUUUCGUAUUAAAAACAAACAAUUCUACCCAAUCUAUGCUUUGAGAAUUAUUGGCUUCUAUUUCUUUUUUUUUCCUUCUUUUUUUAAUCUAAAAAACAAAACAAAACACUUUUUUUCCACCUUUUUUUUUUUUUUUUUUUACAAAAAAAAAAAAUGCACUACUGUCUGCUGAGCGCUUUUCUGAUCCUGCAUCUGGUCACGGUCGCGCUCAGCCUGUCUACCUGCAGCACACUCGAUAUGGACCAGUUCAUGCGCAAGAGGAUCGAGGCGAUCCGCGGGCAGAUCCUGAGCAAGCUGAAGCUCACCAGCCCUCCUGAAGACUACCCUGAGCCCGAGGAGGUCCCCCCGGAGGUGAUUUCCAUCUACAACAGCACUAGGGACUUGCUCCAGGAGAAAGCGAGCCGAAGGGCGGCCGCCUGCGAGCGCGAGAGAAGCGACGAGGAGUACUACGCCAAGGAGGUUUACAAAAUAGACAUGCCGUCCUUCUUCCCCUCCGAAACUGUCUGCCCAGUUGUUACAACACCCUCUGGCUCAGUGGGCAGCUUGUGCGCCAGACAGUCCCAGGUGCUCUGUGGGUACCUUGAUGCCAUCCCGCCCACUUUCUACAGACCCUACUUCAGAAUUGUCCGGUUUGAUGUAUCAACCUUGGAGAAGAAUGCUUCCAAUUUGGUGAAAGCAGAGUUCAGAGUCUUUCGUAUGCAGAACCCCAAAGCCAGAGUGCCUGAACAACGGAUUGAACUCUAUCAGAUCCUCAAAUCCAAAGAUUUAACAUCUCCAACCCAGCGCUACAUUGACAGCAAAGUCGUGAAAACAAGAGCAGAAGGUGAAUGGCUGUCCUUCGAUGUGACUGAUGCAGUUCAUGAGUGGCUUCACCAUAAAGAUAGGAACCUGGGAUUUAAAAUAAGUUUACAUUGUCCCUGCUGUACCUUUGUACCAUCCAACAAUUACAUCAUACCAAAUAAAAGUGAAGAGCUAGAAGCAAGAUUUGCAGGUAUUGAUGGCACCUCCACAUAUACCAGUGGUGAUCAGAAAACUAUAAAGUCCACUAGGAAAAAAAACAGUGGGAAGACCCCACAUCUCCUGCUAAUGUUAUUGCCCUCCUACAGACUUGAGUCACAACAGUCCAACCGGCGGAAGAAGCGUGCUUUGGAUGCGGCCUAUUGUUUUAGAAAUGUGCAGGAUAAUUGCUGCCUACGUCCACUUUACAUUGAUUUCAAGAGGGAUCUUGGGUGGAAAUGGAUACAUGAACCUAAAGGGUACAAUGCCAACUUCUGUGCUGGAGCGUGCCCAUAUUUAUGGAGUUCAGAUACUCAGCACAGCAGGGUUCUCAGUUUAUAUAACACCAUAAAUCCAGAAGCAUCUGCUUCUCCUUGCUGUGUGUCCCAAGAUUUGGAACCGCUAACCAUUCUCUACUACAUCGGCAAGACACCCAAGAUCGAACAGCUUUCCAAUAUGAUUGUAAAGUCUUGCAAAUGCAGCUAAACUUCUUGGAAAAACGACAAGGCAGAAAUCAUGAUAACAACAGCAACGACCAUGAUGAUGCUUGUAACAAGAAAACAUAGAGAGCCUUGUUUCAUCAGUGUUAACAGAUUUUGAAAAAGCGGUACUAGUUCAAAUACUUUGGAAGUUUGCGUUCUGUUUGUUAAAACUGGCAUCUGAAACGAAAAAAGUGGAAGGCCUUAUUCUACAUUUCACCUACUUUGUAAGUGAGAGAGAAGAAGCAAAAUCUUCUUUUUUUUUUUUAAGAAAAAAAAUAAACACUGGAAGAAUUUGUUAGUGUUAAUUAUGUGAAAGAAAAAAAAAAAAACAGGAAAAUCCCAUUAAGUGGAGUUGCUGUACGUACCGUUCCUAUCCCACGCCUCACUUGAUUUUUCUGUAUUGCUAUGCAAUAGGCACCCCUCCCGUUCUUACUCUUAGAGUUAACAGUGAGUUAUUUAUUGUGUGUUACUAUAUAAUGAAUGUUUCAUUGCCCUUGGAAAAUAAAACAGGUGUAUAAAGUGGAGACCAAAUACUUUGCCAGAAACUCAUGGAUGGCUUAAAGAACUUGAAUUCAAACGAGCCAGAAAAAAAUAAGAGGUCAUAUUAACGGGAUGAAAACCCAAGUGAGUUAUUACAUGACCAAGCGAGUCUGCAUUAAGAUAAAGACCCUGAGAACACAUGCCGUGUACCAACUGCCUAAGGAAGCUUCGUGUAAGGUUCAAACACUAAAAAGCCUGUUAAUAAGAACAGAAUGAGUCUGUAAGAUUUUUUUUUUUAAUUUUCCUUUUAAUUGUAAAUGGUUCUUUGUCAGUUUGGCAUACCAGUGAAAUGUUGAAAUGUUUUGACAUGUACUGAUCAAACUUAGGACCUUCGAGUAUUGCUGUAUAGCUAUGCUACAGUUUUUAUUUUUUCUUUGUUUUGGUAUAUGUAACCAGUCCUGUAUUAUUAAAAUAGAUGGGCAUAGAAGCCAGCAUAAUUGAAAACACAUCUGCGGAUCUCGUUUGCAAACUAUUAAAUCAAAACAUUAACUACUUUACGUGUAAUGUGUAAAUUCUUACCAUAUUUUUUAUAUUCUGUAAUAAUGUCAACUAUGAUUUAGAUUGGACUUAAUUUGGGCUCUUUUUAAUGAUCAUUCACAAUUGUAUGUUUCCUUUAGCCGGCCAGUACUUUUGAGUAAAACCCCUAGAUUUUGACUUGCACUAUAAAUACAUUUUUAAAAUAGUAUUUGCUCUACUUGUGCUUUGUGUAUUGUUCAUUUUUAUGACAUAAGCUACCUGGGUCUACUUGUCCUUUUUUUUUUCUUUUAUGAAAAGAAUAGAUUUGAGUUCAAGUGGUCUUCCUGCAUCUUCUAAGCAUAAUUCAUAACCAAGUCAGUUAGGAAGCUUCUACUUUAGGAAAAUGGGGAUAUUGUGAACACAUAGAUAAGUGAGGGAAAUGUUUUAGUUUUAAUGAGGGUUUAAAGAUCUGAACUCAGAAUCUUGGACUGAGUUAAGAAAGGGUUCUCUAAUUUGACUUAAUUAGUGUUUUCACAGAAUUUCAUUAUUACUUUAAAGAGGGCAGUUCGAAGAGAACAUCUUUUCCUUUAAAGUGAGAUUUUUUAGUGUUAACGGGAAAUUGAAAAAAUAGACAUUUUAUUUGGUUUUUCAAAAGAGGGAAGAGUCCAGGUCAGCAUUAGUCAUUUCAUUCAUUUCACUGAAGUUAAGACUUUUAUAGAUGUUCUUUGAAGGUUAGAAAGGCACAAGCCAGAGCCUCCCCUGAUCAAAACAUUCUUUCCUUCCUCUGAAUAAGAGUCACCUAGAGCUGAGGCUAACACUUACUUUGCUUUAAUAACUGAGUUGCAUCAUUGCAGAGGAGGUACCUCGUGUUAGGUUUGUAGGAUAUAUUUGUCACUUAUUCAGGUUUAAGAUAAAAAUGUACAGGUAAAACAAUGGAAUACUUUCAGUUUCACCUAAAGGGCAGCAGAGUGAGGCAUGAAUCCAAAGAGAAGUUGAUUGGUAUGGUGUGCUUCUUUUUUGGAAUUUCUCACCAUGAAUUCAAAUGAAGAAUUGGAUUUUGCAAGUUUGAAAACUGGAAAA
Molecule: messenger RNA, 3894 nt
Organism: Urocitellus parryii (Arctic ground squirrel)
Lineage: Eukaryota; Metazoa; Chordata; Mammalia; Rodentia; Sciuridae
Gene: Tgfb2
Product: transforming growth factor beta 2
Biological process (GO): regulation of cell population proliferation; transforming growth factor beta receptor signaling pathway
Cellular component (GO): extracellular region
Molecular function (GO): growth factor activity; cytokine activity; transforming growth factor beta receptor binding
Source: RefSeq, a predicted model, not a curated record